CCGGACCGACGUUGGCCGGAAGCGUGCCUUCCGGGGCGGAAGUCCCGGCGCCGCGCGCCGCGCGAGAGCAUCCUGGGAGCCGGAAGUCGGAGCCCGUUCCUGCCGCUGGCCGCGGGUCCCGAGCGGCCGCAGACUCGCGUGGGCGGAGCGCGCGCGUGGCCCGGACGCGGGGAGCAAGCGGUGCCCGAGAGUCCGCCGCCGGCUGGGGACCCCGAAACUGCGAGCCAUGGUAGGGAGAUCGCGGCGGCGCGGAGCAGCCAAGUGGGCGGCGGUGCGAGCCCAGGCGGGGCGCGACCUGGAGGACCCUGACGGCCUCGAGGCGCCCCCCUCGCCCGGCGACUCCAGCUACUACCAGGAUAAGGUGGAUGAGUUCCACGAGGCCCGCUCUCGGGCCGCCCUGGCCAAGGGCUGGGGCGAGUUGGAGAGCGCCGACGAGGAGGAGGACGGCGAGGAGGAGGAGGAGGAGGUGCUGGCCCUGGACGUCGCCGACGAGGACGACGAGGAUGGAGAGAGCGGGGACGAGGAGGACGACGACGACGAGGAUGACGGGAGCUCCGAGCAGAGUGAGGCCGACGUGGAUCCCAGUCUGUCCUGGGGUCAGAGGAAGAAACUCUACUACGACACGGACUACGGCUCCAAGCCCGGGCGCAAGCAGACGCAGCAGGAGCUGGAGGAGGAGGAGCAGGAGGAGGAGGAGGAGGCCCAGCGCAUUCAGAAGCGCCUGACCCAAGGGCUCCAGGAGGAGGAUUUUGGCAUCACCUGGGUGGAGGCCUUCGCAAAACCCGCGUCGCAGGAGAAGGAGAUCGAGACGCGGGUCGUCAAGGACCUGGCGAAAGUGUCUGCGAAGGAGAAGCUGAAGAUGCUGCAGAAGGAAUCCCCGGAGCUCCUGGAGCUGAUCGAAGACCUGAAAGUCAAGCUGGCCGAGGUGAAGGACGAGCUGGAGCCGUUGCUGCAGCUGGUGGAGCAAGGUGUCAUCCCUUCUGGAAAAGGGAGCCAGUACCUGAGGACCAAGUACCACCUCUACCUGAACUACUGCUCCAACAUCAGUUUCUAUUUGAUCCUGAAAGCCAGGAGGGCCCCCGUGCACGGCCACCCCGUCAUCGAAAGGCUUGUUACCUACCGUAAUUUGAUCAACAGGCUGGCGGUCGUGGAUCAGAAGCUGUCCUCGGAGAUCCGUCAUCUGCUCACACUGAAGGAUGACCCUGAAAAGCUCCGACUGAACCUCAAGGCCCGGGCCACCCGGAUCAAGCCAAAAUCGGCUUCGAGGACCGGGGCCGCGACCACCGCCGAUAAUUCUGACGAGUCCGACUUAGACGAGGAAGCGGCAUUGAAGUACUACAAAGAGAUGGAAGAGAGGCAGACGUUGAAGCGGAAGAAAGAGGACAGUAGUGCAGAAGAACAGACGACGGCAGAAGAUCCAAAUGCGAAAAGAGCCAUUACUUACCAGAUUGCUAAAAAUAGGGGGCUCACACCCCGGAGAAAGAAGAUCGAUCGGAACCCCAGAGUCAAACACCGGGAGAAGUUCCGGAGAGCGAAAAUCCGCCGCAGGGGCCAGGUCCGCGAGGUUCGGAGAGAAGAGCAGCGGUAUAGCGGCGAACUCUCCGGCAUCCGUGCCGGCGUUAAGAAGAGCAUCAAGCUUAAAUAAAGCUUUCACUUACCUACAAUCUUUUUUUUACCUACAAAUCUUUGAUGAUGCUUUUAGAUUAAUAAAUUUUUACUUUUAAUUGA
This is a messenger RNA of Sorex araneus (European shrew), 1728 nucleotides long. RefSeq names its product UTP3 small subunit processome component (gene UTP3). Bases 227 to 1645 code for a protein of 472 amino acids. Gene Ontology annotation, biological process: maturation of SSU-rRNA from tricistronic rRNA transcript (SSU-rRNA, 5.8S rRNA, LSU-rRNA). Gene Ontology annotation, cellular component: small-subunit processome; nucleolus. The record is from RefSeq and is a predicted model, not a curated record. The transcript has a single exon. Lineage: Eukaryota; Metazoa; Chordata; Mammalia; Eulipotyphla; Soricidae.